AUGUUGCUAAGUUGGAUAAACAAAGCCCAAGACAUUUUGUUGACUGAGGACGACCACCAUCCGGCUCUUAUCGUUUCUUUGGAAGCCGGUCAGUCCAGAAAGCCCAAUGCUCAGAAAUUUGAUAACACAUAUUAUAAUUUUCGAAGAGCCAAUUUUCCUGAUCUUUAUGGCUAUUUUGCUGAGUGUAAUUGGGAUUUCUUGGAUGAAAUCUCUGACGUGGAUGCUGCUUGCGAGCGAUUUUAUGGGGUGAUCUAUAAUGGGUUGGAUUUGUUUGUACCUAAAACGUCCAAACGUAAAAGAAAUUAUCCUCCGUGGUAUGGUUCAGAUAUAAUUAAGCUUAUUAAACUUAAAAAUAAUACAUGGAAGACGUAUAAACAAUCAAAACAGAAUUUUCACUUGGUAAAAUUUAAGGAGCUUAGAGCGCAAAUUAAGCAAAAUAUUAGUAAAAACUAUAGUAUAUAUUGUAGAGACGUUGAGGGUGGUCUAACUACUAACCCCAAGCAGUUUUGGCAAUUUAUAAAUAAUAAAAGUAAGUCUCGGUCGUUUCCUGAACAAAUGAAGUUUAAUGAUGUCGAACUCAAUGAUACAAAAUCAAUAGCAGAUGCAUUUGCAGACUUUUUUCGAUCGUCCUAUAUUGUAUCAGGUAACGGUCAUAUUCGUGAAGGUAGCACUGAAAUUAAUUCUUCCUUUGGUGAUAUAACACUGAAUCGGGUAUCGGAGAGAGAUAUCUUGCAGUGCUUAAAAAAAAAUGAAGCCCACCGGAGUGGUAGGACCCGAUAA
Sitophilus oryzae (rice weevil) is the source of this 780-nucleotide messenger RNA. RefSeq lists its product as uncharacterized. Lineage: Eukaryota; Metazoa; Arthropoda; Insecta; Coleoptera; Curculionidae. The transcript has 2 exons. The record is from RefSeq and is a predicted model, not a curated record. Bases 1 to 780 code for a protein of 259 amino acids.